AUGUCGACGACUCUUGCAAAGAGCGGGCCCGCUGCCGCCGUGCCCGCCAUUCCCCUCGUCGACUCUCCCAUCGCCAUGCCUGCAUCAGUUGCCCAUCACUUGUUGCUUGCUGGCCUGUUCUACUGGCGUUUCGAUGCCCUGGUGGCCGAUCCCGUCUCGACCCUCCAGACUAGUCUCCCUGUGGUAGCUGCUAUCCAGGCAGUAUAUCUAAUGCUGAGUCUUCCCCCGACGGGAUCUUCGGCGUACUCCAAGAAGCCUCGUCCUGGUGAGAAGAAGAGGUCGGAUGGACGGGAAGCAAAGGCAAUCCCUACUGCUGUUAUCUCCCUCCUCCUCGCUCUCAUCCUCACGCCUGUCCUCCAUAUCCUCCUCGUCCUCUUCGGCGCGCCAUUCCUCACCCACGUUCCUCACACGUUCUUGUGCUGCGCACACAUUGCUCUCCUCGCUAUAUAUCCUAUCUUCUACGUUCGCGGCUCCGACCCCGUACCCCUCCAGGCUGUGCUUGGUAUCUCGGCUCCCUUUGACCGAACCUUUGGCGGUUUCCUAGGAACAGUGAUUGGAGCGUGGCUUGGGGCUGUUCCUAUUCCUCUCGACUGGGACCGCGAGUGGCAGAAGUGGCCCGUUACGAUUGUCGUCGGUGCUUACGUUGGUUAUAUCGUUGGCUCUCAGCUUCUGGGCACUGUCUUCUUUGGCAAGCGCUGGGCGGUGACUCCUGAGUUGAAGGAGGAAUAA
This is a messenger RNA of Fusarium sp. VM40, 729 nucleotides long. The record is from the annotation of a GenBank genome assembly. Lineage: Eukaryota; Fungi; Ascomycota; Sordariomycetes; Hypocreales; Nectriaceae.